AUGGGAAUCUCCCCUGGAUUUGCGAGCCUCGUCUGUGCCACCAGUGCCACCCAGUGCCAGCGGCCGGGCGGCGGUGACAAGGGAAUUGACAUAUACGUUUAUGCUGCUCUUGCCCCUGCCCCUGCUCGUACUCUUGCCCCUGCCCCUGCCCCUGCUCGUACUCUUGCCCCUGUUCCUGCUCGUACUCCUGCCUCUGCUCCUGCUUCUACUCCUGCUCUUAUUCCAUUACCCUUAGCCUUAUCUUUGCCCCUUGCCCUUGCCCCUACUUCUGUCCUGCCCCCUCCCCCUUCCCCUUGCCCCUACCUCUCCCACUGCCUUUGCUCUGCCCCUGCCUCUACCCACACCCCUAUGCCUUCUCCUGCCCUUAACCCUGCCCGUGCCCCUUCUCCUGCCCCUUCUCCUUGCCCCUUGCAGAGAUCUUAA
This is a messenger RNA of Penaeus indicus, 423 nucleotides long. RefSeq names its product cyclin-dependent kinase inhibitor 1C-like. The transcript has 3 exons. Lineage: Eukaryota; Metazoa; Arthropoda; Malacostraca; Decapoda; Penaeidae. The record is from RefSeq and is a predicted model, not a curated record. The coding region runs from base 1 to 423 and encodes 140 amino acids.